GCUACCUGUACAUCGCCAUUGAGUAUGCUCCCUACGGAAACCUCCUCGACUUCCUCCGCAAAAGCCGAGUCCUGGAGACAGACCCAGCUUUUGCCAAGGAGCACGGCACCGCCUCCACCCUCACCUCCCAGCAGCUCCUCCAGUUUGCAUCGGACGUGGCCAAGGGCAUGCAGUACCUGAGUGAGAAGCAGUUCAUUCACAGGGACCUGGCAGCCAGGAAUAUCCUGGUGGGAGAAAACCUAGCCUCCAAGAUUGCUGACUUUGGCCUCUCCAGAGGGGAGGAGGUCUACGUGAAGAAGACGAUGGGCCGCUUGCCAGUUCGCUGGAUGGCCAUUGAGUCCCUGAACUACAGUGUGUACACCACCAAGAGCGAUGUGUGGUCAUUCGGCGUCCUGCUCUGGGAAAUCGUCAGCUUGGGGGGAACACCAUACUGCGGGAUGACGUGCGCCGAGCUUUACGAGAAGCUGCCCCAGGGCUACCGAAUGGAGAAGCCACGCAACUGCGAUGAUGAGGUGUACGAGCUGAUGCGGCAGUGCUGGCGCGACCGCCCCUACGAGCGCCCACCCUUUGCCCAGAUCUCCAUGCAGCUCAUCCGCAUGCUGGAGGCCAGGAAGGCCUACGUGAACAUGGCCUUGUUCGAGAACUUCACCUAUGCGGGGAUCGAUGCCACCGCCGAGGAGGCAUGA
Molecule: messenger RNA, 686 nt
Organism: Pterocles gutturalis (yellow-throated sandgrouse)
Lineage: Eukaryota; Metazoa; Chordata; Aves; Pterocliformes; Pteroclidae
Product: tyrosine-protein kinase receptor Tie-1
Exons: 7
Biological process (GO): positive regulation of kinase activity; protein phosphorylation; cell surface receptor protein tyrosine kinase signaling pathway
Cellular component (GO): signaling receptor complex
Molecular function (GO): transmembrane receptor protein tyrosine kinase activity; ATP binding
Source: RefSeq, a predicted model, not a curated record